This is a messenger RNA of Orycteropus afer afer, 4437 nucleotides long. NCBI's taxonomy places the organism in Eukaryota, Metazoa, Chordata, Mammalia, Tubulidentata, Orycteropodidae. The record is from RefSeq and is a predicted model, not a curated record.
AUGGUGGUGGAAGUUCAUGACCGUGACCUCAAGUCAGAGGAGUAUUCCCGAAAGCCCACCCUAUUUGGGGAGGACCCCCUGGAUACAUGCCUCAACCUUCAGGCCCUCAUCUCUCCCAAACAGACGGAGACUAACCCCUUUGAAUCCCACAACAAGAUGUGGAAUCCUUAUGGGGUCGCCCAGGUCAGCUUUGCUGACCUCCUUCUUGGCCACACAUACCUGAACCUGUUUGUUCCCAUCCACAGCUGUAAGCCCAAGCCCACAAACAAAGACCAUGACAGCAGGAGCAGGAAGGUUGUGGGAUUUCGGGUUCCAACAGACAAUCUCCAGCAUGGCUCGAUGCCCAUGGGCAACUACCUAGAGGCAAAUUCCCUCCUCAAGCUGCGAGUGGACCUGGCAGUGCCACUGCAAUGCAGGGCUGAAGCUCCUGACCGAGACCUGGUAGGCACCCAGUUUGCCCUCAUCAUUUUUGUGUUCGACUCUAGGAAGACCUUUCUCCUCCACCACCUGCUGCAGGAUAUCACCAUGAUCAAUGCCAAGGCUCUGGACCUGGACUCCUACCCUCUCAGGAAUAUCCAGCAGAUCCUGUCAGCCUUUAAGGUACGAGUGAAGGUUCAGGACCAGCAGGACCUGGAUGUGCUCACUGGCUUCCACCUACUGGAUGGGAAGAUCCACGUCUUCAUUUUGGAAGGCUUAGCUGACCAAGGCUUGAGGCGGCUGUGGGAGAUCCACCAAAGCCGAAUUCACAUAUCAGAAUGCAGAAAAUACAAGGUGCUCUACAACUCCCAUCUCCUGUUCCAUCACCGCCUCUACGCAGACCUGGAAACCAUCCUGUACCAUGUGCACCUCUUCAAGCCCCUGUCACUCCUUAUGAAGCACCCCCAGCUCUAUGUCCGGAACACUGUGCCACAGGACACCUUCCAGGCCCUGGUCAGUCUUGAAGACUUACGAAGUCGGAAGUCCACCCUCACUUCUGAGAUCCAUGCCCACCAGGAGAAAUACACGCAGUGGCGGACUAACAUGAUGCUGAAGAAUGAAGUCCAUAAAAACAACAUAAUCCAGCACAGGGCUGAACCACGCCAGAAGCUUAUGCAGCUCUGGCUUAUCACAUCCUUCCUGAAAGUGGUGAAAAUUUCAAAAGUGUUUUAAAUUCCUGUGGAAAAUCUUGACAACAUCAGGAAGGUGUGAAAAAAGGUAAAAGGCAUUCUUUUGGAUAUUGGGCUUGACAGCUGCAAGAAGUUACUGAAGGACCUUAAACCCUCUGAUCCAGAGAAGUACUUUCAUAACAAAUCAUGGGGAGAUGUUUCUCUCUGGGAACCUUCUGGGAAGAAAGUGAGGUACCAGCCAAAUCCCUACUGCUGCAGCCUCUGCAAAUACUUGACAAAGGUGCCCACGUCCUUCAGAAAUCAUCUGCAUCGUUGCCAUGAGGAUGAAAUGGACCAGGAGCUGGUGGUCUCUUGCCCGCAUUGUGCAUUUGUGUUGCAGCCCAACGUCAUGGGGAAGCACCUGAGAAUGUUCCAUGUGCCUGCUUGGAAGGCGCAGAACCCAGUGGACAUUCUAGGCGAAGCCAGAUCUUCCAGGAGUGACGCCACAAGUUCCAUGUGCAAACACAUUGUCUACAGCAUGAAGAAGAAUGUGCUGAUUGCCCGCUUCCACCACCUAAUCAACGCCUACUUCGGCCUGCAGACCAAGGAGGUGGCUGAGCUGUCGAGGGCCAGUGACACUCUUCCUGCUGAGAUACUGCCUCCCAACAAGAAUUACUGUAAAAAGUACAGCACCAAUGUCAGCAGCCAGAACAUUCUCAUGUACCACAUUCUGACUUCAGAUACACAAAGGGACUUGGAGAAUAAGCUGAGAUCUGUGAUCUUAGAGCACAUUAAGAAAACGAGACUUUUGAUGAUUGUCUCCAAACCAACUGCACAUUUGGCCAUCCCACCCAACAGCAGCGUGCCAGGGGUCCCAGCCAUGCUUCCUUGCUUCCAUCUUGCCUUGCCACAGAGUAGCCAAAGCCAAACCUUAGUUCAGCCUGUCUCUGUGGCCUCGGAUACUUUGGGGGCGCUCACCUCCCAGGUCCCCCCUGCCAUCACCCAGUCCCAGGUGACACUUGUCUCCAGUCCACUGCCAGUGGGCCCCAAUGGCCUGACUCUGCUGACGCCAGUCCUGAAGCCUGUCUUCAUGUCCCACAGUGUCCCCAGCCAGCUGGUGAGCCCCACUGUCUUGUCCCUGAGCCAGCCUGUUGGGCUCAUAGCCAGCUCUACUGAGACCAGUGUUCUCCCUGUGAACCAGACCAUCUGCCCAGGGAUUCUGCCCCUCACUCAGGCUGUUGGGCCCCUGAAUAGACCUAGUGGGGCUGGAGCUCUUCCGGGCAGCAAGCCCCCUGGGCCUGGCAUCCUUCCUGUUGGGCAUGCAGUUGCCCCUGGGGCUCUGCAGGCUGUUCCACCAGGGGUGAUCUCUGUGGGCUGGACAGUUCCUCAGCUGGUCCUCCCAGCUGGUCAGGUGGUCCAAUCAGGGGUGGUCCCCAUUGGCCAGACGUCCCCAUCAGGUGUGCUCCCUGCUGGGCUAGUAGUCCCAUCUCAGGUACUCCCCCCUGGCCAGACAGUCCCAUUGAGGGUCCUUCCUGCAGGCCAGAAGGCCACAUCUGGGGCACUUGCGGCUGGCCAUGUGGUCCCUGCAGGGCUGCUUCCUCCAGCGUCAGCAGUCUCAUCGGGGGUACUGUCUGUGGGCCAGAGCAUGAAUCCUGGGCUGGGCCAACCCGUUGUAUCAGGCAUCCUUCCAGUGGGUCAGCCUGUGCGGCCUGGUAUCCUGCAGUUCGGCCAAUCUGUUGGCACCAGCCUCCUGCCUGUGAGCCAGCCCAUCAAACAUGGUGCUGCACCCAGCACCACCUUUCUCACCUCAGACUCCACACAGCUCAUCCCCAAAGGGAAUCAGGUGAAUGGUAUCCCCACAUACACACUGGCUCCGGUCUCGGUCACUCUGCCCAUGCCUCCAGGGGGCGUCGCAGCCACUGCCCCACCCCAGAUGCCCCUCCAGCUGCUAAAACCUGGGGUGGCCAGCCUGUCCCUGCCACCCGUGGUGGUGGGCACACCUCAGAACAUGUUUGUUCAGGCCUCAUCAUCCAUGUUAGAGACAAGUCAGGCCCUCAAGCAGGCUAAGCAGUGGAAGACUUGCCCCAUCUGCAACGAGUUGUUUCCCUCCAAUGUGUACCAGGUCCACAUGGAAAUGGUGCACAAGCACAGCAAGGCCAAACCCAGUGAGAGGCUUGAGCUGGAGAAGCUGGCAGCCUGCACACCGUUCCUGAAGUGGGUGAAGGAGAAAAGCUGUGUGUCCUGCAAAUGCCCCAUCCCAGACGGUGAGCUCAUCUGCCACUUGUUGACACAUGGCCUGGGCUGCCUCUCCUGCCCCUGUAUGUUCCAUGACCUCAGGGCCCUUGUGGAGCACAGCUGUACCAAGCACCUGGGCAAGAGAAGGCUGUCCAUGGACUACAGCAGGGGCUUCCAGCUGGACAUGGAUGCCGCUGGCAACUUGCUCUUUCCCCACAUUGACUUCAUCACCCUCUUGCUGAAGGAUGAGCUUGGUGAGCGGAAAGUAUACCUGGCAGUGCUUGCGGGCAUGCACUCAAAGGCGCUUGUGCCUGUGUACAUUAAGGUGCAGCCCCAGCCAGCAGGCAAGACCUGCCCCUUCUGCUUUGGCAUUUUUGUGACCAUGGAGGUGUAUGAGGAGCACCUGAAGGAGAGGCACCACAUCACACUGAUUGUACACAUGGUCUUGAGGUCGCCUGCAUUCAAGUGCAUCCACUGCAGUGGGUUCUACAAGGACGUGACCCUGGCGGCUAUUGCCAUCCACAUGCUGUGGUGCCAGAGCACCCUGAAGGACAACAGCUCAGACCAGCAGCUACAGCAGCUCAUCGACAACAGGGGGCUGCUUCUGCUUAGUGGGGACAUGAUCCACAAGUCCAGCUUCUCCAUAAAGAGAAAGCUGCCCGAUCGCUAUGCUGGGAUGGAUGCCAAGGAGUGGCCCAUUGUCAUCGAUGCUGACUCCACAGCCGCUCCUGAAAUGGUGGCGGCAAGUGCCAUGCCUUUCAAGAGACAGCAGAACCAGAGCAGGACGGAUGGACUGCUCGUUACUGAUGACAUGCUUCAGAUCCUUGCCCUGAACCCCUGGAAGGACGAGGACCACUCCUACGAGGACAAGAAACAGUUCCUGAGGGACUACUUCCACAAGAGACCGUACCCCAGCAAGAAGGAGAUAGAGCUGCUUUCCUCACUCCUGUGGGUGUGCAAGAUCCACGUGGCCUCGUUCUUUGGGAAAAGAAGGUAUAUUUGCAUGAAAGCCAUAAAAACUCACAAGGCUUCUCUACUUCUUUUAGGGUUUGACACGUCUGAACUGAAAAACAUUAAACAGAAAUUGAACUUUGAAUAUGAACCACAGAACUUGUAA